Molecule: messenger RNA, 1282 nt
Organism: Myodes glareolus (Bank vole)
Lineage: Eukaryota; Metazoa; Chordata; Mammalia; Rodentia; Cricetidae
Gene: Foxl3
Product: forkhead box L3
Biological process (GO): anatomical structure morphogenesis; regulation of transcription by RNA polymerase II; cell differentiation
Molecular function (GO): RNA polymerase II cis-regulatory region sequence-specific DNA binding; DNA-binding transcription factor activity, RNA polymerase II-specific
Source: RefSeq, a predicted model, not a curated record
AUGUUUGACAGUUCGCAGUACCCCUAUAACUGCUUCAAUGACGACGCCGAUGACUACCCUGCCGGCAGCUCCGACGAGGAAAAACGGCUCACAAGGCCAGCGUACAGCUACAUCGCGCUGAUUGCCAUGGCCAUCCAGCAGAGCCCCGCAGGCCGCGUGACCCUGUCCGGCAUCUACGACUUCAUCAUGCGCAAGUUCCCCUACUACCGCGCCAACCAGCGCGCCUGGCAGAACUCCAUCCGCCACAACCUGUCGCUCAACAGCUGCUUCGUCAAGGUGCCACGGACCGAGGGCCACGAUAAGGGUAAAGGCAACUACUGGACGUUCGCGGGCGGCUGCGAGUCCCUCUUAGACCUUUUCGAGAAUGGCAACUUCCGUCGGCGGCGCAGGCGACGCGGCCCCAAGCGCGAGGGGCCCCCGGGUCCCCUUGAGCCAGCAGCGCGCGGGUCAACGGGCUCUGAUAGUGCGCGAGUUCCAGAUCCGGAGGACCGGGUCAGCCCUGCCACACACAGAGACAUCAAAUUCAGCAUUGACUACAUCCUCUCUUCCCCGGACCCUUUCCCUGCUCUCAGAACGCCCUGUCACUCGCUGGAAGCCAGGUAUCCGGCGGCGCUGGAGCCCCAGCAAAUGAGCUUCCAUUUUUGGGCAGCAUGAGAUGUCCCCUGGAGUUUUGCAGUCAGUUGAGGACUUGGGCCUGAUCCUCCCCUGAAGGCAGGACUUGAACCAGGCAUCUUGAAUCAAGAACCCUGGACGCUGCCUCAUCUACAUACUUCUUCCCAGACUGCCCCGGGGUACUCAGCUCUCCAUUUGGAGGAAAGAUCUGGAGAUCUCCUUAUAAAAGGUAUUUAUAGUGAUGUUGUGACUUUAUAAAGAAUAAAAACAGUUCUCUCCCAGGAAAACCUGGCUCGGAUUUGGCCCCACUUCUGGAUUUGCUGUGGACUCACUGAACCAACAGCCCCUACAUCACUCUGUAAAAUCACGCGAGGCUCCUGGGAUCAGGUAGCAUCUUGUCCUCAGUCGUGUGACAAGUGGCUUUGUAGACAUCCCCAUUCCAAAGUUAAAGUGUGCUUAGUAACUUAUUCGUGAAGCUGGUUAAGGCCUUCCCUGCAGCUGAAAAUAAUGAGGUUUAGAACAGUGGAGACAGAUGUUACUCUAUCCUGUGGCUAUUAUUUACCCCCAGGCUUCCAAUGAUUGUCCAGCCAUGAGGGACACAAGCAGAAAUAGCCUGUGUUCGCAGCAGAAAGGUGCCCCCGGACCAGGCAUGAAGGAAGGCACAGGCCUG